AUGACCACCAAAAUUUCCAAAGCCUGCGAACCAUGCCGGCUACGCAAAAAGCGAUGUAACGGAUCCAACCCGUGCAGCCAUCCCGAUUGCCAGGAUUCUCCAACUACUUGCGUGUACAGAAACAAGACUCGGAAUAGAAGAUCGAAGCGAAACACCAGCAACCCUGCAUCACAACUACCUUUCCUCGGGUCUGGCCAUUCCGUUGAUGGUAGUUCACCAGUAUCGUGGCAUUCACGUCAAAUUACUGAAGCUGUGCCUGACCCGGGGGUGCAGCAUGAAGUUUACCAUAGUGUCACCGAAACGCAUUUGUCGCCCACGUCUACCGACAGUUCACAGCUAUUCUAUGGACCUUCAUCUUACUUUGCAUUUCUCCAGCAGAUACACAGGGGUGUCUUGCCCGUAAUCAACCAUGGACAGUCAGAGGGUAGCGAGGCACGAUCUGGUCUUAAUACGUUUAUGCAGAGGUCGAUCUUCUUCGGGACGCCAUCCCGAAUAAGCCCCGAGGCACUUAGAUCCAAGAGUGUUCAACUGGCACCUAUCUCAUCGGAAAUAGCAUAUAAAUUUCUCAGACUAAAUUACUCUACUUCUUUAAAAUAUAGGUUAAAUGUCCAUUUUUAUACGUUAAGACUAAUAUCAUAUAGAUACCAGGCAUUAUCCUUAGGGCGGCAGAGCGGCUUAAAGCUUAAGGACAUCUUAUGUCCAUUCCCAACUGAGCCGCUUCCCACGGUUAGGCUGUGCCGGCUCGCCACAAUCAUGGAGGACGCUGCAGAAGGUGUUUACGGCAGAAAAGCAACUUCGAUUCGACAGUUGUGUGCCGUCGCAGAAGAACUGCGCGGUCGUCUCCAUCAAUUUGCUCAAGAUUGGGGUAUAGGGUCUGCGCAAUUGGGGACUACCCAGGACCCUCUUGACAUUCAUGAAUCUAUGACAUUGCAUAACCUAUACUAUCACGCCAUCAUCUUGAUCUUUCGUCCUUUCUUAGUCGCCAACCAAGCUAUGCGUGUUACCGGAGGGGCGGGCGAAAUCAAGGAGAUGUGGAUGCGUCAGGCUUGCAGAUACGCUAUCGAUGCUGCACAAGACUCUAUCGAAUUCUUUUGGAAUAUCGACCGAGUAUGCGGAGCUUCUCGUUAUCAAGCUUUCUUCAUUGAAUGCUCAUGCUCGGUACUGCUCUACGAUAUCCUGUGUCAGCCGUCCAAGUAUUCGUACAACAUGGAAUACAUACAAAAGGCCAUACAGGCUUUAUCCUCUAUGACAGCUGAUGAGCCUAUUAUCUUGUCGUUGAACUCGAUUCGUCGUGUGUUGGAAACAAUCGAAAAAUCCAUUUCCGGCCAUAUUGGCGGGAGGCAGACAAUGGCAAUGGAUAGUGUUACCACAUCUCCUCACCACUACCCACGAGUCCAAUUCCCGUCCUUAGAUCAGCUCGGGCCCAAUGAGUCAGGCAGGAUGAUUCUUCUGACCGACGACGUGGGGACUGAAGAAAACAGGUCACAUCAGCUUAUGCCAGGGUUGCCCAACACCAUGGUAGAUCAAGACUGGACAAGCUCGGCACAUUUUAAUCUGAACGUCAUGACGACUGACCUCUUCAACUUUUUCCCUUUGGAUAUGACGACACCGAUGAAUCAUGCAGUUGGGGAUAGUGUUCAAAUGUCUUGA
This is a messenger RNA of Fusarium graminearum PH-1, 1650 nucleotides long. RefSeq lists its product as uncharacterized. Gene Ontology annotation, molecular function: DNA-binding transcription factor activity, RNA polymerase II-specific; zinc ion binding. Gene Ontology annotation, biological process: regulation of DNA-templated transcription. Lineage: Eukaryota; Fungi; Ascomycota; Sordariomycetes; Hypocreales; Nectriaceae. The coding region runs from base 1 to 1650 and encodes 549 amino acids. The transcript is spliced from 5 exons. The record is from RefSeq and is a predicted model, not a curated record.